Molecule: messenger RNA, 759 nt
Organism: Fusarium graminearum PH-1
Lineage: Eukaryota; Fungi; Ascomycota; Sordariomycetes; Hypocreales; Nectriaceae
Exons: 2
Coding region: 1-759 (252 amino acids)
Source: RefSeq, a predicted model, not a curated record
AUGGCAUCUCACAUAUUACCUACCCAAUCCAAGUGGAUUUGCCAUCCUGGCGACUUUUUCUAUCCUGGCGAGGAGGAAUUGUUCCUAUCACGGCCGGAAUGGAAUCAAGUUAUGUUUGAUGGUGGAAGACGUCUGAUCUACAGUGCUGAUACUCCGAUCGGUCAUAUUCGCGUUGGUGAUGGCUUUCUCGCGAACCUGACCCAGCUUUCACCUGUUAUACACUGGGGCUAUCUCGUCCGCGAGGCCAACAGGGCUGGUGUCUCCGUUGAGCCCAGCAAAAUCUCCGCAUUGGCUCAGAUGGCUCUGGCAAGUCAUGCCAGAUUCGUGCAAUGGUACGAAGAUUUUGAGGCUCUUGAGUUUCCGCGACCUAUCGAGACUUUGUCUACUAAUCCAGCGACUUCGCUGUUCGAGACGGUUAUACAACAUCAGUCGGCGGCGGCCGGAUCGUUGCUCAUGGGAUAUUGGGCGAGUAUGCUCAUUCUUGAAGAAACGUUGAUCGAGUGCGGGACACCACGAGCAAAUUCAGAUGUAUCCUCUCGAUAUUUCGUGGAGCAGAUACUGCGGUCGAUAGAGUCUGUAGCACAAGGCGCCAUGGGACCGUAUCGAGUCGGGUUUGCUGUGCGUAUUGUGUAUGAGUUUGCUACUGGGGAGGAGCAGAGAUGGAUUGCCCGUCUUUUGGAUAAAUUCUCCAAGGGUUAUGCAGCUGUGGAUAAGAGAACGUACCCGAAGCCAAGGGACGAUGUUAUUGAAUCAGUCUGA